This is a messenger RNA of Serpula lacrymans var. lacrymans S7.9, 306 nucleotides long. RefSeq lists its product as uncharacterized. The transcript has 2 exons. The coding region runs from base 1 to 306 and encodes 101 amino acids. The record is from RefSeq and is a predicted model, not a curated record. Lineage: Eukaryota; Fungi; Basidiomycota; Agaricomycetes; Boletales; Serpulaceae.
AUGGCUGCAAUGCUUGAUUGCAUCAAAGCUUUUGUCAAGUCUGGCAAGCCACAUUACAGGCAAGAGACUUUAUCACAGCUCCAAUCUCAAUUCAUUCAAGCUUCUCAUCUCAACUGCAAAACAAAAGUGACUAAUAUACAAACAGAGUCUGGAAUCAAGGAUACCUACCAGAAGCAUUUUAUUGACAAGAAUUUCUGCUCAUACAAGCAUCUUCGGGGGUUCACAACCAAACAAGCGGCAUUAGACUCAAGCCUGGCUUUGCUCCCUGCAAAUAUUUUUAGUCCUGUCUGGCAUAUUAAAGGUUAG